UCUGCUUGUCCAGAUGUUUGGGUUGAAGAUAGCCUUUUCCAGAUGUGGCCAGACAAAGCCAGAGCACAGCAGUAAGAUCCAGUAAGUGCAGUCUGGUCUCUCCUACAACCUUCUCUUCUUGAGGUGUUGAUGAAAAGGAUCCAACCUCAGAUGCCAAGAAGAUACUCACAGAGGCUGGGGCCUCCUGGUGAGCCACAUGUGCCCCCAUUCCACAGAGGUCUAGAAUGUUGUUUUUUUGGUGUUUACAUCUGUGUUCUUUAGUGAUACCAAAGGUAAGAGUGGUAGGAGGAUGCUCUACCCUCAGCACUUGCUAAGGACUGGGACGAUAGUGAAUGAAAUGGACACAGUUCAUGGCCUCAUGGAUUUGUUGGAGAGAUAGACAUUAAUCAAAUAAUCAUAUGAGUACAAAAUAACAAACUGGCAUAAAUGUAGUGAAUGCAGAAGGCUAGGAGAGUCUUGAGCAGGGGACAUCAAGCAGGAAGAUAGCCAUCAGAAAAGGCUGUGGAUGGAGGUACACUCCCCUGAGAUCUGGAGGGGGCAGCAGGGUGAGGCAUGCAGGAAGGAGGAGAUGCACUCAAAAGCUGGAGCGUGCAGUGCAGAACAGACUUGGGUCUGAGAGGCGAAGGGCCAGCUGAAGGAUGGUGGGAAGCCACUGAGGAGUUUUAAGAAUGACAAGAUCUGGUUUGCAUUUAAAUGAUCACAGCCUGCAGAGGGACCCAACACGAGGCUGCUGCAGUCUGCCAGGUGAGAGACAGGGAAGUACGGUCCUGAGAGGGCUUAUGGACAUAAGAAGGACAGAAACGAGAAGUAUUUCAGACGUGGCCGGGUUUUGAUGCGUGAGGCUGAGGACAGGAAGAAUCAAAGACAGUGCCAGGGUUCUGCUUUGCAGAACUGGACGCUGGGGUCCCUUCCCUGAGGCGGGGAAUCCGGGGCAUCCAGGAGCUGGGAUUACAGGCAAGGUCCUGAGUUCCUGUUCAGAUGUGGGCCCUUUGGCAUCCAAAAUGACAGGGUAAGCAUCUUGUCCAGUGGUUGGAGCUCAGGACCCCGAGGGCUGGGGCCCUGGGGCUAAACAGGGUUUCCCAAAGGUUGGGCCCAAGAAGGGUGCCUUAGUGCUGCCUGGCAAACCUCUGUUCCGAGGGAACCUCUGGAACAAACACCCCCUUGAAGGGGCCAACAGUCAGGGUGCAGACUGUUUUGGUCAAAAUCUGGGCCGGAAACUCCAGACUGAGCCUCUUCUCCGAAGUGGGGCUCCUGGGUGGGAGCUAACAUGCAGAGGAAGGGCCCGGAUGGGAGGGAGGCCGAGGUUACAGGCCGGGCCUUCUGGGAGGCCGGAGCAGGUCCCAGAGCGUGCGAGAGGGGCCGGUGACCCCGAUGCCGCCCCCGUGCCCCCGCCGCGCAGCGUGGGAGGAGGCGGCAGCUGCGGGCCGGCGGGGUGGAGGGAGAGGGAGAGGGAGAGGGAGAGGGCGGCGCGCCGGCCCGUGGGAAGCGGCGGCAUCUGCUCUUUCCACGCUCCUUCCCGGCGGCUCCCUGUGAAACCCAAGCCGCCUGGCCCGGCCCGGCCCGUGCCCUCCGCCGCCCGCCCCCCGGAUCGGGUUGCAGGAGGCUAGGGCUGCGCGCAGCGGUUCACUGUUGCCCGACUGCCGCCACCGCAGCGAGGAACAGCGGCGAGGCGAGCAGCCAGAUGGCCAGGCCGCUGUCCACUCCCAGCCCUUCGCAGAUGCAAGCCAGGAAGAAACGCAGAGGGAUCAUAGAGAAACGGCGCCGAGACCGCAUCAACAGCAGCCUUUCUGAACUGCGGCACUUGGUGCCCUCCGCCUUUGAGAAGCAGGGCUCGUCCAAGCUGGAGAAAGCCGAGGUCUUGCAGAUGACGGUGGAUCACUUGAAAAUGCUCCACGCCACUGGUGGGACAGGAUUCUUGGAUGCCCGAGCCCUCGCAGUUGACUUCCGGAGCAUUGGUUUCCGGGAGUGCCUCACGGAGGUCAUCAGGUACCUGGGGGUCCUGGAAGGGCCCAGUAGCCGUGCAGACCCUGUCCGGAUUCGCCUUCUCUCCCACCUCAACAGCUACGCAGCUGAGAUGGAGCCUUCGCCCGUACCCACCAGUCCCCUGGCCGUGCCUGUGUGGCCCUGGUGCUUCUUCCACAGCUGCCCGGGGCUGCCAGCCCUGAGCAACCAGCUCGCCAUUCUGGGAAGAGUGCCCAGCCCUGUGGUCCCCAGCGCCGGCCCUCUCGCUUACCCCGUCCCAGCCCUCCGGACCACACCCGUGCGCAGAGCCCCCAGCUGCGUCCUGCCCACACGCAGGAGUCUGCUGCCUGGUCGAGGGGCAUCUUCCACCCACAGGGCCCACCCCUUGGAAAGGCCAGCUGCCCCUCUUCAUGUGGCCCCCGGCAGCAAGGCUUCCAAGGGCAGCCACCUCCUUCCCCCGCUGCGGUCCUGCUCCCCCACAGCCCCUGGUGCUAUAGGGAGCCCGGCUACUGCGGCUGUUCCUGUCUCCAGCCCGUCUUCUGCAGCACCAGCUGGGCGGCCUUCAGGAGCUGUGCCGUGCCGCUCCUGGGCCCCGGAAAUCACUGAAAUUGGUGCUUUCUGAGCUGCCUCUCCCAGCCCCCAGGAGCAAGGAAGCUCUAAAACUUGCCACUGCCUUUUCUGCUUUCGCUCUAUGGAGGCCUCUUCUUCCCCUUCAGAGGUCCCUUCCUCCUCCUCUCCGCUAACCCGGUCUGUCCCCCUGGCUGCUCUCCCCUCGAGCUGCUCUGAUCCCGGAGAUCUGGUCUCAUUUCUCACCUGAGCGGUGGGUGAGUCCUGGUGCCUCAUGAGCCCCUCAGAGCCGUGCCCAGACCCCUUUCUCACCCAGAACGCAUGGAUCUUGGGUGUGGGGUGGAAGCUGUAGCAUAGGAGCUCCCAUGGCUAGAGGAAGGCUGCCUCCUGUCCUGGAGACGGUAGCUGAGCAAGGGCCACCCACAGGUUUCUUGGGCAUCCUGCCUGCUCCUGCCCACCUGGCUUUGGCCGCCUCAUCAUGGUGAGGCACAGGACAGACCCAUUCUCCGCUGCAGCCAAAGCCUGGAUGCUGGGGCCCGGCAGGGGUUGCCUCUGCUCUCCUGCUGGCGAGGACUCUCGCCCUCCUGCAGACCAGCAGACACCUCUGCCCAAGGCUGGCUUCACCAGGGAGGCCAGGAGGUUUCUGGGCAACCACAGAAUUCUGGGACAGGAUGCCUUCAUGACCGCCAGGCCACAAGAGCACUGCCAGGCAGGAGGCAGGGAUGGGCAAGCGAGCACCCAGCUCCGGCAGCCACCAUCUUCCCUGCGUGUGGUCCCGCCCCGGGGGCUGCACAGAGCAGAGCAUCCUCUGGGGAUUCAGCACCAGCCGUCGGAGCUGCCUGGUUUGCGUCGGCUUGCAGAGCCCAGACUGCUGCCGCAGCCAAGGGCUGUCACGCGGGACAGAAAUAACUGUGAGGAGGGGCAGGAGGAAGAGCACGCAGAGGCGCUGGGCCUUCAAGCUCACACAGAAGGUCGAGGCCUGAGAUCUUGCUCACCCAGGGGCCGCACACUGGCUCUGCUCGGAGGCUCUUUCAUGCCGCAGCUCUGCCGUAGGCUGUUCUCUAGUGGAAGAACAAAGGGCCUGGUGUCCAUUCGCAGUGGAGCAGCAGAGGCCGAGUGACCCUCAGGGCUGCCACGUUAGUUGAAAAAGAGCAGAAACGUUUCCAUGCUCACUGGAGAAGACCUGCCCCCGCCUCCCGCCAGGGCCGCCGAGUACCCCUGGCACCGGGCAUUUUUCCCAGGACCACCUCCGUCUGGCUGUGCCCGGGGGACCCCAGGCUUUGGGGUUCUCCCUCCGACUGCUCGUUAGUGCUCAUGCCACACUGGUUAUUAAACACUUUGCAUGUCUCUGA
Molecule: messenger RNA, 3881 nt
Organism: Chinchilla lanigera (long-tailed chinchilla)
Lineage: Eukaryota; Metazoa; Chordata; Mammalia; Rodentia; Chinchillidae
Gene: Heyl
Product: hes-related family bHLH transcription factor with YRPW motif-like
Exons: 5
Coding region: 1682-2584 (300 amino acids)
Biological process (GO): regulation of neurogenesis; anterior/posterior pattern specification; regulation of transcription by RNA polymerase II
Cellular component (GO): nucleus
Molecular function (GO): DNA-binding transcription factor activity, RNA polymerase II-specific; protein dimerization activity; RNA polymerase II cis-regulatory region sequence-specific DNA binding
Source: RefSeq, a predicted model, not a curated record